Plasmodium yoelii is the source of this 999-nucleotide messenger RNA. Its product is annotated as PIR protein. The transcript is spliced from 3 exons. Bases 1 to 999 code for a protein of 332 amino acids. The record is from RefSeq and is a predicted model, not a curated record. NCBI's taxonomy places the organism in Eukaryota, Apicomplexa, Aconoidasida, Haemosporida, Plasmodiidae.
AUGUUAAAUAUUAGAGUGUGUGGAGAGUUUGAAAGUAUGUGGAAGUUUUUUUCUGAUGAAUUGAAGGGAUCUGGAGAAUAUGAUAUUAGUUUGAGAGUUUUUAAUAAAUAUUGCCCUAAUAAUAAUUGUAAUAACGAUAUCAAUAAGAUUAAUGCUGGAUGUUUAUGGUUAUUUAAUCAAUUUUAUGGGGAUGUUGUAAAUUUUUCGAGAUAUGCAGAUGACAAAAUUGAUAUUGUUGUAUUUAUUAUGAUAUGGUUAGGCUAUAAAUUAAAUCAAAAGUUAAUUAAAGAAUUUCCCAAUUUAAAAGAUUUUUAUAGUAAGCAUAUACAAAAUGCCGAGGAAUAUAAUAAGACUAUAAACGGUGUUAAGGGGUAUACAAGUUAUAUUGAUCUUAUAAAUAAACACGAUUAUGUGAUAAAUAUUUCUAAUGAAAAUAUGUCUAAACUUUAUGAUUUAUUUAAAAAUUUGUGUAAAAUGUAUAAUGAUAGUUCAAAGGCGAGCAAUAAUAGCAAAAAGUAUAUAGAAUAUGCUGAAGAAUUUGUUAAAAAAUAUAAAGAUCUUAAUGAAGAUUCUAAUAAUGUUGAAGGAAGUUCAUAUAACAAAAUAUUGUCUACAUUAUCAAAUGAAUAUACUUAUUUUAGAAAUAGUUACAUUAAGUCUAAUAUACGAAAUAUACUUCCAGAACUUAUAACGGAAAAAACACCACAAGUUCCUAUAACUCUUAAAGAAUCACAAAUACAUGAACCGUCGAUUGAAAUACCAGAAUCAAGAUCUGAAACUGAAGUAUCAGAUUCUCAAACUGGUGUAUCAGAUUCUCAACCUGGUGAAUCAGAUUCUCAAACAGCACUAUUUAGUUCAUUGACAAUAAACAAACUAAUUCCAAUUCCAUUUAUAUUUGUUGCAACAUUAAUUUUAUUAGGAGUUGCAUAUAAGUAUUCGUUAUUUGGAUUUCGGAAACGAUUUCAAAAACAACAUUUAAGAGAAAAGCUAAAAAAAUAA